CCAGUUAAAACAGAGUUUGGAAACCAAGCCUAGCUUCCUUAUUGGCUCGUAAGGGGCAAGCACGCCACUCUAUCAACUGUACCUUUCAUUCUUCAAUCAGGAGUGCAAAUGCAAGAAGAGCAACCAAAAACCCUCAAGGUUAUAGAGAGCACGUAGCAGUGUGCUGUACUGCUGAUUCCACCAUCUACACCAGGGUCAAGAUCAAGGUCAGAUAUGGCUUCAGGGAGUUCACCAGCACCCUUCCUGCUAGCUGCCCUUGUCCUGGGCAUCUUUGCUGAUUCCUGUGAGUCUCAAGAAUUGCGAUGUCAGUGUAUUCAGAUAUAUUCCAACUUUAUUUCUCCAAAAUUGAUUAAAAAUGUUCAAGCGAUACCUGCAGGUCCUUACUGCACCACAAAAGAAGUCAUAGUCACAUUGAAAGAUGGGAGAUUAAUUUGUUUGGAUCCUGAGGCUGAAUGGGUGAUGACGCUUAUCAAAAACAUUGUGGACAGAGCACCCAACUGAUGGCCACACAAAGGACAUCACAUCCAGUGGGUAACAAGCACCCUUUGAUAGCAUGGUGAACAGGGACAUCCUCCAGAGUGUUCUCUGGAUGUGGCACCACUUUUGUGCUAAUUUAGAACUAGAGUGAACUGCUUUCUCUACUCCUUCUGUAAACCUAUACACUGUUUUUAGGUAGAGGGUUGGCCACUUGUGAGAGGAUUAGUGGAAAGUGAGGUGAUGGGUCUUUCAUCACUGAGGAUAAACCCCACACCUCUUACUGAAGUUGACAGGUUUCACUGCAGGCUCAACUCAAUAUCUUGCUGGAUCCCACCCCCUCACUGCUGUAUCCAUCAUCCUUCCUCACGAUUCCAGCAUAUGAUCUAUCCACCGCAUACUUUCAGAUCGCAUUUAAUGACAUUAUAUGACUUUUAAAAGUUAAUUUAUGGGGGCCAGUGUGGUGGCAUAGCAGACUAAACUUCUGCCUGCCAUUCCACCAUCCCAUAUGAGUGCUUUGGUUCAAGUCCUGGUGGUUCCACUUCCAAUCCAGCUCUGUGCCAGUGUGCCUGGGAAACUAGCAGAGGAUAGCCCAAGUGCUUGGGCACCUGCCACACAUGUGGGAAACUCAGAAGAAGCUCUUGGCUCCUGGUUUUGGCCUGACCCAGCCCCGGCAAUAUGGCAUUUUGGGGAGUGAACCAGCAGAUGGGAGAUAUCUCUUUCUCUCUCUGCCCCAUUAUGUCUCUGUAACUCUCUUUCAAAUAAAUAAAAUAAAUCCUUAAAAACUCAUUUAUCACCAGCAUGGUUUCUUGACUACUCAGCAUUUUGAGUUCCAAAGGCCUUAACAUCCACCCCAUUUUAGGCACCCCACACCCUUAGAUCUCAAUAUAAAUCAGGAUUGCUUUAUUCCCAGUGUUCAAAAUUUAAAAAUUUCUGGGGGCAGGCAUGGUGACAUAGUGGAUAAAGCUGCCACCUACAAUGCUGGCAUCUCAUAUGGGAAUCGGUUCAUGUCCUGGAUGUUCCACUUUCAACCCAGCUCCCAGCUAAUGGCCUGAAAAAAGCAAUGGAAGAUGGACUAAGUGUUUGGGCCUCUGCCACUCAUGUGGGAGGCCCUGAUGAAGUUCCUGGCUCCUGAUUUUAGUCUGCUCCAGCCCUGGCCACUGUAGCCAUCUAGGGAGCAAACCAAUAGAUGGAAGAUCUCU
Molecule: messenger RNA, 1676 nt
Organism: Lepus europaeus (European hare)
Lineage: Eukaryota; Metazoa; Chordata; Mammalia; Lagomorpha; Leporidae
Product: C-X-C motif chemokine 15-like
Exons: 4
Coding region: 214-501 (95 amino acids)
Biological process (GO): neutrophil chemotaxis; chemokine-mediated signaling pathway; cellular response to lipopolysaccharide
Cellular component (GO): extracellular region
Molecular function (GO): chemokine activity; CXCR chemokine receptor binding
Source: RefSeq, a predicted model, not a curated record